UUGGGUGCGGUUUCGCCUUUUUUGUGCUCGUUUCUUAUCCUUCUUGCAGUAUAUUGGCUGGAUAGAUGCAAUUCCGAUUCUUGGGCUGGCAGGAUUGCCCAGAAUGGCUCCUUGCCCAAAUAUGCGAAUUUUCCAGUUUGUCGUCUGUCAAAUUUAAAGGAUUAUGCCAGCUGUCCGUGGAGUUUCCUUCUUAAAAAGAAUGUGGCUGACGAAGAAAUGGCACGUUUUGUUUCCGAGCACAACGAUAUAUCCAGCAUUCGCCGGUUUUUGUACUCCAUUUCCUUCAUGAUGAAAAACGCCACUUCGUAUAGAUGCGCAACGGAUGAUUUUGAGACGGAAUGCACUCACUUAGGUUUGCCACCUGAGCACAGCAAGAUGUUGGCACGUGUUUUCGCGUCUAAUCUCGAUGUUUUGAAGCAAUACGUGAAAAACAGCAUCCCAAAAGAGCCCCCACUGGAGUCUGUAACGAUAUCCGAAGAAGACCCAUCCACUCCCGUGUUACGGUACACACGCAAUGGGAAAACAACCGUUUGUCAGCUCACAGGCGAACAGUUGAGUGCCAUGCGCUCCGAUAUGGAUUUCGUCUGGGACAAUAUCAAGGUCAAGUUCAGAGACUGGUGA
Molecule: messenger RNA, 621 nt
Organism: Cooperia oncophora
Lineage: Eukaryota; Metazoa; Nematoda; Chromadorea; Rhabditida; Trichostrongylidae
Source: the annotation of a GenBank genome assembly